AUGAGUGUGAAUGCCACAAAGCAGCUGGAUCUGCAUAUACAGAUAAUCAAAGUCACAGGGCUUCCAAAACGACGGGCUCAUGCCGAUUUCAAUCCACGUCAAUGGGGACGCUCUUAUAACGCUGCCAGCGGUUUCACUCAAUACAAUGGUCUCCAUCGUGGCUUUACCUCUACUGGUUAUAACAUUGAGAGUUGGAGCCAAGGACGCGAAAGCGAGAAAGUCAAUGACGCCUUUCCAGAAGCGGUUACCCUUGGCUACUUCCCAACAGACCCACGAGAGGAAAUGUCGGGCUCGCAUAUUGUGCUGUCGGCCACGGCGAACCCGUUGUUGUCGAUCGCUCGAAAGCAACAACAGGACGUGACCCCAGGAGCUGAGCCACGAGCUCUACUAGCACACGUCCAACGGUGGCUUGAGAAGCUCCGUUCGACUCACUCUGGGUGUGUCGUCGAAGGCAGCAUGGCGCUUGGCACUGACCUGGAUGGCCGUAGUGUUCUGGCGUGCCGUUAUGUAGCGCAGCCGCUGACACCUCCAGGGGAGGUUACGUCUCUUGACGACCCCCAUGCCAUCGAGCGCUCUGCUAGGUUCGUCAGCAUGAUACCAUUUCUCACCGAUGACCAGAUAUUUGCUUCCCUCUCGGGCGGAGCGAAGUUGAAUCUUGACGUGUGGUGUACUCCACAGAACUUCAUCGAUAUUCGGGCAGGCGACUGGGAAGAACACGCUACUUUACUGUGUUGCUACUUCAAGAAGAUCGAUGCUCAUAGACGCCUGCGAAACCCGGAUUAUCCCGUCAUCGACUCCUUCUGUAUGGCUUGUUACUACAUUGCUGAUGAAAGAGCGAUGUAA
Messenger RNA from Perkinsus marinus ATCC 50983, 843 nucleotides. RefSeq lists its product as hypothetical. Lineage: Eukaryota; Perkinsozoa; Perkinsida; Perkinsidae. Gene Ontology annotation, biological process: non-motile cilium assembly; protein localization to ciliary transition zone. Bases 1 to 843 code for a protein of 280 amino acids. Gene Ontology annotation, cellular component: ciliary transition zone. The transcript has 8 exons. The record is from RefSeq and is a predicted model, not a curated record.